AUGGAUAAUGAAGAUCCAUAUACUCAUCUCUCUACAUUCUAUGAAUUGAUAGGAACCAUAGGCUUUCCAGAAGGAGAUCUUGAGCAUAUGUGUUUGUUUCCUUUUUCUUUGGUAGGUAAAGCAAAGGAAUGGCUUAAGUCACAUUCAAAUCAGAGCUUGAACAACUCGAAGGAUGUUGAGGAGAAAUUCUUGAACAGAUUCUUUCCACCAUCUCACUACAUCAAAGCCAAAGCUGAUAUUUUGACUUUUAGGCAAGGACCAGAUGAGCCAUUCUGUGAAGCUUGGGAGCGGCUCAAUUCUUUAUUGAGGAAAUGCCCAAAUCACAGAUUUGAAGAUAUUGCUCAGUUGAACAUAUUUUGUAACGGUUUGAGGCCUGAUACCAAGAUGAUAUUAGAUGCAACAGCAGGUGGAACAAUGAUGAGUGUAGAUGCGGAGAAAGCAACAAGAAUCAUUGAGGCAUUAGCAUCCAUAGAUCAUCAAGCUCAGCAUAAUAGGCAAAUUGUUCAAAGGAAAGGAGUGUUUGAUCAUAGUACUACAGAUUCGAUCUUAGCUCAGAAUAAAAUUCUGACUCAACAAAUUGAAACACUAACGAAGCAGAUGUUUAAAUUACUAGAGCAGUUGCAAGUUGUGCAAUCUUCUCCUAGUCAACAACCCAUGAGAUGUGACUUUUGUGGAGGCGAUCAUCCAACUGGUCAUUGUUCUUAUCAAAGUACCUCACAAAGAGAAGUUCAAUAUGUGAGUAACCAAGGAAGACCAAGAAAUUUCUCCAACAAUAAUAACUUUUCACAGGGGUGGAGAAACAAUCAAAAUCACAAUUUUGGAUGGAAGCAAGAUGCUGGUCCUUCAAACAGACAACCUCUUUAUCAACAACAACAACAUUAUCUUUAUGUGCAUGAUAGAACAACUAAACCGGAGGAUACUCUAGAAAAGUUUAUGCAAGCUUCUUUGACUUAUAAAAAAAAUACAGAAGCUUUAAUCAGGAACCUUGAAACACAAGUUAGACAGUUGGUAAAACAGUUAUCAGAUCAGCAGGCAGGUCAAUUUUCAGCCAACACACAGACUAAUCCCAAGGAGCAUUGUAAAUCAAUUACCACUAGAAGUGGUAAAAUUGUGGGAAGAGGGAUUGGAGACAAACUAGGUGUAGAGGAGCAAGUUUUGGAGGAAAAAUAG
Molecule: messenger RNA, 1170 nt
Organism: Vigna unguiculata (cowpea)
Lineage: Eukaryota; Viridiplantae; Streptophyta; Magnoliopsida; Fabales; Fabaceae
Source: RefSeq, a predicted model, not a curated record